Diuraphis noxia (Russian wheat aphid) is the source of this 5760-nucleotide messenger RNA. RefSeq names its product MAGUK family member discs large 5 (gene Dlg5). NCBI's taxonomy places the organism in Eukaryota, Metazoa, Arthropoda, Insecta, Hemiptera, Aphididae. Gene Ontology annotation, cellular component: plasma membrane. The record is from RefSeq and is a predicted model, not a curated record. Gene Ontology annotation, molecular function: protein binding. Gene Ontology annotation, biological process: negative regulation of hippo signaling.
CUCAAUCGUUUUAUUGUUUUUUCACGUAUAAUUUUAUUUCCAAUUUAAUUAAAUUUAAUAUUUGCUGAAAUCUAUGAAUAUAUCCUUACAUUAAUUAAUUGUGUUAUUUACUUUUAUUUAUGAACUAUUAGUCAUGGAUAAAUUCAGCACAUCCCGUUUUAAAUGUUUUAUACUCAUAACUCUAUUAACAUGAAAAUGCCAAAGCUAAAAAAGUAAAAACGAUUCUGUGUUUUGGUUUAAAUAUUGUGUAAAUAAUAUUAAAAUGUCGUCAAACAAUACUAUUGAAAAUUCUAAAAAUACUGAUAUGCUUACUCGAAGUUAUUCAGAUCGAAGUAAUGAUCGAAAUCGAGAUGCUAAUAGUAACCGCGAACGUGAUUAUGAUGGAUUAAAGCAACAAUGUGAUAAAGCAAUGCAUGAGUUGAUGAUGUUGAGAAGACAACAUGGAGAAACAGUUCGAAGAUAUGAUCAGACUAGAAAAGAAUUAGACUAUUAUCGUGGUCAAAAUCAAGUUAUGAUUAACCAAAUUGAACAGGCUGCCCAAGAAUCAUCUUCAUUACGUGCUAAACUAGCUGCGGAAAAACAAAUUUUAAAUAGAUCGGAACAGGAUAUUCCUGAAGAUGAUACAGCAAGUGGUGAUUCACUUAAUGAUCAUUUUAUGCCAUAUGAUUCAAGGCUAGAAGAUUAUGAAGCUCUGAGAAAGGGAUAUGAAGAUUUGCGCACUACACAUUCAGCAGCUGUAGAUAAAAUGGACAUGAUGAAAGAUGAAAUUAAUCAAUUAAAAAAACAAUGUAAUGAGUUAUUUAAAGAACGGGAUAUAGCUUUACGAGAAAGAGAUGGUUUAAAACAACAAUGUACAGCUGCUAUACGCCAAUGGGAUUUAACACUUCGAGAACGUAAUGAUCUUCAAGAAGCUAUACAAAAAGUGCAACAACAACAUGAAGAAGCAGUUCAAGAAAUGAAAGCUGCUGUUGCUUAUAGUGUAAAAAGUAGUAAGGAACUUAAAGACUUGAAUAAAGCUCAUGAUGCUGCUGUUAAAGAAUAUAGACUCAUUAUGAGUGAACGUGAUAGUGUUCAUAAUGAACUUGAAAAGCUCUCUGAAGAUUUAUCUCAAGCUUACAACAAAAAUAAAUCAUUGGAAAAUGAAAUAAAAUCUUGUAGAGAUGAAAAAAAAACUCUACAAUUGCAUGUUGAAUCAUUAAAGCGUGAAAUAUCAUCAGCAUUACAUGAUCGUGAUAAAGCACUUAAAGAAUGCAAUGAUUAUCAGGAAAGAUUUGGAGAAAUAACUGCUAAAAAUGAAUCUCAAAGAGAAUUUAAGAGUCAUUUAGAUUAUGGUUUCAGUAGAGAAAGAGAAAAUCGAAAUGAUUCACGAGAACAAGUAGCUUCUCUAGAUUUAUUCAACUCUUGUCAAAAAGAGCGAAUGGAUAAUUUAGAUCAAGCUAAUCAAGAAAUUGAACGUUUAAGAAAAUUAGCAGAUAAAUAUCAUAACGAAUUAGAUGAGUCUCUAGAAGAAGCAGAAGUAUCUAAAAGACGCCGUGAUUGGGCAUUUAGUGAACGUGAUAAAAUUGUGUUAGAGCGUGAAAGUAUACGAACCCUGUGUGAUAGUUUAAGAAAACAGCGUGAUGAUGCUGUGAGCAAGUUAGCGCGUGCUAUGAGAGAUUGUGACGAUAUAAUGAAACAAAAAAGUGAUACAGCUAAAGAACUCAAUGAUUUUAAGGAAAAAAUGGAAGCUCAAUUGGAAAAAGAAGCUCGUUUACUACAAUUACAGGCUACUGGUCGUUAUAGUCAAGACUCUGCUAUAGAUACCGACCUUCAAGAUUGGGAUACAGAAAUAUUAAAUAUUGAUUUAGGUGUUUUAGGGACAAAUAAAGAUUUAGGGAUUGAAUUACUUGGUGGAGCAGAUGAUCCUUUAUAUCCCAAUGAUAAUGCAAUUUAUAUAUCAUCUAUUAAUAAAGGAAGUGUUGCAGCAAGAAAAUUGAGAGUUAAUGAUUGUAUAUUAAGAGUGAAUAGCCUUGAUUGUACAUCAAUUAGUAAGCGAUUAGUUUUAGAAACUAUGAGAUCAUUAAGCAGUGCUACUUUGGUUGUAAGACGAAGAAAACCUGCUUCUCCAUCUAGGAGUCUUUUCACAACUCAACUUCAAGUAAAUAAUUAUGAUCAUGGAAUCUCAUUGGAAACUGGUGUAUACAUUAAUAAAAUAACACCUGGAUCUCUGGCUGCUAAAGAUGGAAAUUUAGAUGUUGGUGAUAGAGUAUUAAGUAUUAACAAUACAUCAGUCGAUAAUAUAAAACAUUCAAGAGAAGCAAUGCUGUUACUGCAUGAACCUGGUGAUGUAUUAACUAUUACUACUAUGAAAUCAACAUAUUGUGCUGGAAAUUGUGGUUCCGGUCCAAAUCGUGAUAUUUAUAAAAAAUAUACUAAUAGUACAACUCAAACCGACAAAUCUAGUUAUUCAAGAUAUCAAGAACCUUAUCAAAAACCUCAAUAUGUUCAGUCAAGAAGAGUGAUGCUUGAUGUACCAGAAAAACCUCAUAGAAAUCCUUCACCUGUCAAUAAUUCUAUCUCUGAACGAGAUCAAGAAGACGCUAUUGCAGAAUUAGAUUCUGUAAUAGAUGCUUUUAGACCACAUCCUGCACCUCCUACUGCUACUAAACAUUCUAGUCGACAUAGGAAGUCUAAGGAAUUAGACAAGAAUGGUGGUACUUGGCCGAAAGCUAGAAGUGGCCCUGUAAUUGAACAUGGAACAGGUACAAUACUUCAUCCUCGUAAAAACAAGGAACGUUUGCCAUUAUCUGUACUUUUAAAUAAUCCUCCAUCUUGGUCUUCUCAAAAUAAUUCAAAACCUGAUACUUCAUCUAUAGAUUUCUCUGUCAGAUCUGGUAAAGUUGGUAAAGAUGUAAUGGACUAUUAUGUCAAAAAGAAAACUGGCAAAUAUACAAAUAGCGAUACUGAAAGUAAUGCUGGGGAUAGCCUUGCUGCAAGACCUACAUCACAUAUGUAUGGACCACCAUCAACCAAUACUCAUCAUUUUUUCACUCCACAGUAUAGUAGAUAUUCUCAACCAUCACCAUCUCAUAGUGGAGAAUCAAUGUUAUACUGUUUUGAACCUCCUUAUAGUCACGUGUCUCAAUAUCAUAGUCACUCUCCUUCGGUUGAUAUGCACUACAAUAGACAUACAACUAGAUCACCUCAUCGCAUAAUGACUAAUAUCGGCUAUCGUGGUGAAGAUAUGCCAGAAUCCUAUCAUGGUUAUGAAGUUGGUACAUUUCCUAGAAAGAGAGAAACUCCUAGAUUUAGAAUACCUUCCAACCCAAGUGUGGCUAGUAAAAGUAGUGGUGGUGCAGUUGGUAUAUCAACUGGGAGUAUUGAUAGAUCUGUUAGUAGUGAAAGGGAUAGCCCAAUGCCUACUUUUAGAGUUGAAGUUCUUAAUCCUGGACAAAUACCUAUGCCUGCUAACAAGCGACAAUCUUUACCUGAAUAUGGUUGGGCAUCAAAAUAUUUGAAAAAACCGCUACUAAGAGGUGUUGGAAGUGGUCCAUUAACUGGCGAGUUGAGAUGGAUCAGUAUAGAAAAAUCAGUAGAACCUCUAGGAAUUCAGAUAUCUUGUGUAGACAGUGGUGGAGUUUUUGUAUCUACUGUUAGUGAACAUAGUGUAGCUUCCAAAGUAGGUCUUCAAGUUGGAGAUCAGCUUCUAGAAGUUUGUGGCAUAAACAUGAGAAGUGCAACAUAUCAAUUAGCUGCAAACGUUUUACGACAGUGUGGAAACUCAAUUACCAUGCUAGUACAAUACAGCCCAGAUAAAUAUCAAGAAUUAGAAGGCGCUGAAAGUUCAACUAGCAGCCGUUCAGAAACACCAACACCGUGCAAUUCACCUACUGUUAAUAGAAAAUCUACUGGUGCUUCAGUUAUAACUCAUGGCAUGGCUACAUUAACUCGUCGAAAGAGUGAUAGAAAUACAGAUAGUAGAAGCAUAAGAGCAUAUGAACCACGGUAUUUUAUCAUGGAGACUAGGAAGUGUAGUAAUUUAGGAAUAAGCCUAGUUGGUGGAAAUGCUGUUGGAAUAUUUGUACAUAGUGUUAAUUUAAAUUCAUUGGCUUAUAAUGCAGGGUUAAGAACUGGAGAUCGCAUACUUGAAUAUAAUGGAACAGAUUUAAGAGAAGCGACUGCUGAAGAAGCAGCUUAUGAAUUGGCCAAGCCAGCUGAAAAAGUCACAGUUCUCGCACAGUAUUUAAUUGAUAAAUAUAAUGAAAUAAAGGAUAAACCUGGUGAUAGCUUUUUUAUACGAGCACUGUUUGAUCGUACAAUUGAAUUAAGUGAUGCUGGUAGUAAUUCUUCUCAGCUGCAAUUUCGCAAAGAUGAUGUUCUGUAUGUAGAUAACACAAUGUAUAAUGGAGUUCCAGGCAAUUGGCGAGCGUGGUUAGUUGAUCACAAUGGUUAUAAACAACAAGUUGGCAUUAUACCUAGCAAAUACAAAGUUGAGGAAGAACUUGUAAUUAGACGUAGUGGGGGCGAAUUAGAAGGCGAUGCACGACGUGCAACAAGACGCAGUUUCUUUAGACGUAAAAAGCAUCAACGUAGCAGUUCCAAAGAAUUGGCUAGUUUUUCAAAUAUAAACUUAGGAUGGUAUAGUAGUGACUCUGGUACUUUACAUGAUGAUGGCAUUGUUGUUGCUUCUUAUCAAAGAGUUAUACGGUUAAAUUCUGAACCUAGCAUACGUCCUGUAAUGGUGGUUGGACCUCUUGCAGAUUGCGUAACUGAUAAACUAAUAGCAGAUUUUCCUGAUUUAUUCAUGCGAUAUAUACCAGAGGCUAAACAUUGUUCUCAAGCCUCUAUGGAAAAAGGAGUUGCUGAUAGUGUGUACAUUGAUUAUCGGAAAAAAGGGUCUAUUUAUGAAUGCGUUUCUGUUUCUGGACUUAAAGAAGCAUGUAGCAAAAAUUGUCAUUGUAUAAUUGAUAUUGGCCUAACCAGUGUUGAGAGACUUCAUMGUCAUCAUAUAUAUCCUAUUGUAUUGUUAAUUAAGUUUAAAUCUACUAAACAAGUGAAAGAAGCUAAAGACUCUCGAUCAUCUCAUGAUAAAAUUUCUGCUAAAGCAGCUAAAGAAAUGUAUGAACACGCGUUAAAGCUUGAAUCAGAAUAUCGACAUUACAUUUCAGCCGUCAUACCAGCUGGAGUUAAUGUGGCAUACAUGUGUACACAAAUUAAAGCUGCCGUCGAUUUAGAACAAAGCAAAACACUUUGGGUUCCUUCUCCAACUCCACUUUGAUAACAAGUGUUUUAUAAAUUACUGUUCCGUCCAAACAAUUUAGUUUUAUUAUUAUUAUUAUUAUUAUUGCUUUUAUACUAAUUUGGGAAUACCCUUCGAGUUUUAUAUUGAAAAAUGUUUUUUAAACUGUUGUUGGUUGUUGGAUUUUUUUUUAUACAUAAUAAUUUUGUAUUUAAAAGUUUUACUGCUUAUAACCUAUUAAAUAUGUAAUGCAUAACAUACUAUAAAGAGUAUCAAUGAUAUUAUUAUAAACAUUAUCUUUAAUUAUUCUAUUUUAUAAGAAAUAAAAUAUAGCCCUAUUUUAUCUAUUUUUAAUGAGUGGUUAGGUGGAAGUGAAGUGGCUAAGUUUAUUGUGGCUUUGAGAGGAGAUACAUUAAAGAUACAAUGUAUCAAUAUAUACCCAAAUUUCUAACUUAAAGUACAAUCUAUACAGCAGAAUGAAAAAAUAAUAAGAAUUAUAUUAUAAGCACUGGUGUUAAGCUGUAGAUAUCAAUUUUUUUACU